UAUCUUUCUUAUGAAACACACAGCAGCAGCAGCUGUGUUUGUGUAAGUUUUUGUCGUUAGAAUGGCAGGCAGGCUUUUCCUCAGAUCAGCGGCUCGUGUUAUUUACAGUCGUCGGCCUUUUCCUCCUCAGGUUGCUUUUAGAGGACUGGCAUCUGGAGGUAUCCCAUCAGAUGAAGAGCAAGCCACCGGUCUCGAGAAGAUUGUGUUGCAAGCUGCCAGAAAAGGAGCUGAUCCAUAUAGCAUUUUAAAACCGAAGGAGUAUGCUGGCUCUAAACAAGACCCCCAUAUCGUUCCCUCAGUUAACAAGAAGAGGAUGAUUGGUUGUGUUUGUGAGGAAGACAACACAGCAGUGAUCUGGUUUUGGCUACAUGAGGGUGAGGCUCAGCGCUGCCCAUCUUGUGGCGCCUACUACAAACUUGUUCCACACGAGUUACCCCAUUAAAUAGACAUCUACACUGCACAGCAUAGGUAGCCAAACACUCCCGACUGACCCUGAAACACCAUAUAUGUCUGACAUAUUCACAACUUACUGCUUUGCUAUUCUGUAGAUUGUGCACUUGAAGGGGGACUAGUCAGGUAUUUUUUACAAUGUUAAAAUAAACCAAUGCAAUAUUUAGUCUGAAAAGGCAACACUUGGAAAGCUAUAACUUGCCCCCCGCAACAUAAAUUUUGGUUUCAUUCCUUAAAGAGAUAGUUUAUCCAAAAAUGAAAAUUUUGUCAGUAUUUACUCACUUCCAUAGUAUUAUUUUUUUCUUACUAUAUACACAAAUGGGGCUCAUGAUCGGGUUCCUUAAAAAUAUCUUUCUUUGUGUUCACUAGAAGAACAAAAAAAUGUAUACAGGUUUGUAACAACAUGAGAAAGUUAAUGAUGACAAAAUUUUCAUUUUUGGGUGAACUAUGCCUUAAAUAUUUUAAGAUGAAUAGUUUACAUACCAUAUUGUUUGAAAAAACUUUGCAGUUUGCACAUUUUGAAGUUUCUAACAACAUUCCAAAUUUAAUGAAAUAUAUUAAAUAUGUUCUUUGUCCUGUUACAUAAGCUGUUACUUAUAACCUGCAACUACAAUAAGUAUUACAAAAGUUUGGACGUUGUAGCAAGUAAGAUGAUGUCAACUGGAGUUGUCUCUGCUUUGCUUUUCAAAUAUGUGUACACAUACACUGCAUUCCUUAUUGUGUGGGACUCAAAGUACAGUACGUUACAUUUACUUUGUUAGUCUUGAAUUAAAAUUUUGACCUUUUUGAUGCAUCUAAAUAAAUGUGGCAUAUUACAGCA
Misgurnus anguillicaudatus (oriental weatherfish) is the source of this 1270-nucleotide messenger RNA. The record is from RefSeq and is a predicted model, not a curated record. Lineage: Eukaryota; Metazoa; Chordata; Actinopteri; Cypriniformes; Cobitidae.